This is a messenger RNA of Hydatigera taeniaeformis, 351 nucleotides long. Lineage: Eukaryota; Metazoa; Platyhelminthes; Cestoda; Cyclophyllidea; Taeniidae. The record is from the annotation of a GenBank genome assembly.
AUGCUUAAUAAAGACGUCGAACACACACGUGUUCGAAGGCUGGAAGGCGACGAUCCAAGUCAUCAGAAAGGAGGUCUUCUCGCAAAGCGCGGAAUCGCCGGAAACACCGCAGAUCCCGCCGCUCUCGUUCAAGAUCGCGACAUUGCUCCGGAAGCCGUCGGCAACACCGCAGACGACGUAGGCGUCGGUAUUCCACUGAAUCCUCUGCCUUCUCAUCAUCCUACCGCAGUUCUAGUGAGAGUCGAUCUCCGUCUCAUCGUUCGCAGCAUCGGAGACAUGCGAGCGAUUCAUCCCAACGAACAGACCCCCCGAAUUCCCGAUCCGACCAUGACUCGAGCGAUGCUCACUUGA